Fundulus heteroclitus (mummichog) is the source of this 1327-nucleotide messenger RNA. RefSeq names its product hippocalcin-like 1 (gene hpcal1). Lineage: Eukaryota; Metazoa; Chordata; Actinopteri; Cyprinodontiformes; Fundulidae. Gene Ontology annotation, molecular function: calcium ion binding. The record is from RefSeq and is a predicted model, not a curated record. The transcript is spliced from 3 exons. Bases 112 to 693 code for a protein of 193 amino acids.
AGAGGAAGCGGACCAGCCUUCGGCGUGGGGGAGCAACAGCGCGGGUUGUGUGGAGAUAGCGAGGAGAGGUUCGAAACGCCAGCUUGGCUGUCCGCCUCGUACCGCUGCAUCAUGGGGAAGCAGAACAGCAAGCUGCGGCCCGAGGUCCUGAACGACCUGAGGGAGAACACGGAGUUCACGGACCACGAGCUGCAGGAGUGGUACCGCGGCUUCCUGAAGGACUGUCCCACCGGCCACCUGACCGUGGAGGAGUUCAAGAAGAUCUACGCCAACUUCUUCCCAUACGGGGACGCCUCAAAGUUCGCAGAGCACGUCUUUCGCACGUUCGACACGAACGGCGACGCCACCAUUGACUUCCGGGAGUUCAUUAUAGCACUGAGUGUGACGUCGCGCGGGGGGCUUGAGCAGAAGCUGCGCUGGGCCUUCAGCAUGUAUGAUCUGGACGGGAACGGUUACAUCAGUCGGGCGGAAAUGCUGGAGAUAGUUCAGGCAAUUUACAAGAUGGUGUCAUCGGUAAUGAAGAUGCCCGAGGAUGAGUCGACACCAGAGAAAAGGACAGAUAAAAUCUUCAGACAGAUGGACAUUGACAAUGAUGGAAGGUUGUCAUUGGAGGAGUUCAUUAAAGGUGCCAAGAGCGACCCGUCCAUCGUCCGACUGCUGCAGUCGGAUCAGGGAACCUCCCGUCAGUUUUGAGGACACACACACAAACAGAGAAACCUGCUCUGCUGCAUGAGGAUACCAACAUCAAUCCAGCGUCAUACUGUUCCCGCCCUUUCAGUAACACUGUUUACAUUGAUGUGCAACUCUCUUACAAAUGCGUCUCCUCUAUGGAGUUUUUUUAUUUUUUAUUUAAAGUAUCCCCCCUGUAAUUUUCCUCAAAAUAUUUUCCUCUUUAGCGGUUGCCGUUAAAUGAAGUGCCAUAAUCAUAAGUUAAGCUUUGAUUCCAGUCAGUAUAGUGUUACAGCUACCGUUAUGUUGCGAUUGAAAGGAAACUAAUUAAAAGACUUAGACUUUGUUCAGCCGUGGUUUAGGAUAUCAACGGAAGCUUAGAGUCUUUUUGAGCAAGCUCUGUACGCCUCGAUAUAGCAUGGGCUCAGUUAUGUGCAUUUCUGGAUAUUGUGCGUAUAUCAUGUCAAUAAGGAGGCAGGGACUGAUUGUUUAUUCCUUUUUUUUAUUUUUGUAACAAAUGUCUUUUUGUUUUCACACAAUUGAAAUAAAGUCGUGUAAGAAAAUCUACACAAAAAGUCCCACAGACCCCUCCCUUUGUCCUGGACAGAGACGACAAACUCCCCGAGAUUCUUUUACAGUUUAAAAAAAAAAAAAAAAA